AUGGCUUGUGGACUGAAGAUUAAAGAUGAAGAAAGUGGCUAUAAUAAAAAUCUGUUUUGCAUUCCUAAGCAUUACGAAGAAGAUCUGGAAAGAGUCUUCAUUCCUCAUGGACUCAUCUUGGACAGGACAGAACGCUUGGCAAGAGAUAUCAUGCAAGACAUGGGAAGUCAUCAUAUCGUUGCGCUCUGUGUCCUUAAAGGAGGCUACAAAUUCUUUGCUGAUUUGCUGGACCAUAUAAAAGUACUAAAUCGAAAUGGUGACAAAUCUGUGCCUAUUACUGUGGAUUUUGUUAGAAUAAAAAGCUACUGUAGUGAUUCGCCCACAGAAAAAAUCAGUAUCAUUGGAGAAGAACUGUCUACGUUAAACGGGAAGAAUGUGUUAGUAGUAGAGGAUGUUAUUGAGACUGGCAGAACAAUGAAGGCACUGCUUUCAAAACUAAGAGACUACAACCCAAAGACUGUAAAAGUAGUAAGCCUGCUCAUUAAAAGGACGCAUCAAAGCUCAGGUUACAGACCAGACUAUGCGGGUUUUGAAAUUCCAGAUAAAUUUGUGGUUGGAUAUGCUCUUGACUAUAAUGAAUACUUCAGGGAUCUAAAUCACAUCUGCAUUCUGAAAGAGAAAGCCAAAGAAAAAUAUAAAAUCUGA
Messenger RNA from Tinamus guttatus (white-throated tinamou), 645 nucleotides. Its product is annotated as hypoxanthine-guanine phosphoribosyltransferase. Gene Ontology annotation, biological process: hypoxanthine metabolic process; purine ribonucleoside salvage; guanine salvage. Gene Ontology annotation, molecular function: hypoxanthine phosphoribosyltransferase activity; magnesium ion binding. Gene Ontology annotation, cellular component: cytosol. Lineage: Eukaryota; Metazoa; Chordata; Aves; Tinamiformes; Tinamidae. The record is from RefSeq and is a predicted model, not a curated record.